AUGUCACGUGAAAGAUUGGCAGGAAACAAGACAGCAUCACGCAUUCACAUACUUGGCGCCUCUGGCUCUGGUGUUAGCACCCUCGGCACGAACCUAUCUUCCGUGCUCUCCCUUCCUGUCUUUGACGUUGACAAUUACUACUGGCUUCCCACCAACCCGCCAUACACUACUCAACGGCCAAUUCAUGAGCGCAUCGCUUUGCUCAGACCCGAUCUUGGACACGCUAAAGAGGAAAAUGGGGGAUGGCUGCUAAGUGGAUCGAUGGGUUCUUGGGGUGAGGAGAUCAUGGAAGAUGUCGAGCAUGUGAUAUUCGUGGAUACACCGACGGAUGUGAGGAUGAAGCGGUUAAGGGAAAGAGAAUUCAAGCGCCAUGGAGAGAGGAUUCAAGAGGGUGGAGAUAUGCAUGAGGAGUCAGUGAAAUUCUUGGAAUGGGCGGAGGCGUACGAGGAUCCAGGUUUAGAGGAAGGUAGGAGUAGGCUGAGGCAUGAGCAGUGGCUACGAGAGGUGAGGGUACCAGUUACGAGGUUGUCGGGGGACCAGGAUGAGUUGGUGGUGAUGAAGGAGGCCUUGAAAGCGUUAGGGAGGGAUAGUGAAAGGUGAAGGGAGGGAGAGG
Messenger RNA from Hyaloscypha bicolor E, 613 nucleotides. Its product is annotated as adenylate kinase. The transcript is spliced from 2 exons. Lineage: Eukaryota; Fungi; Ascomycota; Leotiomycetes; Helotiales; Hyaloscyphaceae. Bases 1 to 600 code for a protein of 199 amino acids. The record is from RefSeq and is a predicted model, not a curated record.